This is a messenger RNA of Oreochromis niloticus (Nile tilapia), 1182 nucleotides long. RefSeq names its product programmed cell death 1 ligand 1. The record is from RefSeq and is a predicted model, not a curated record. Lineage: Eukaryota; Metazoa; Chordata; Actinopteri; Cichliformes; Cichlidae. The transcript is spliced from 3 exons. Gene Ontology annotation, biological process: cell surface receptor signaling pathway; immune response; negative regulation of T cell proliferation. Gene Ontology annotation, cellular component: external side of plasma membrane. The coding region runs from base 231 to 872 and encodes 213 amino acids.
UCAGCGAACCUGACGUCACUCAAAUGCGACUACCUUAAGAGAACUGAAUGCAAGUGUGAAGUUGAAACGAUCGGUUGAAGCUCAAAUAUUCUUUGUCUUGCUUAAACUUUAAAUUGAAUCUCCCGUAGUUACUUUUUAAAAGUCGUAGUCUGUUAUCCGAUGAAAAUACCAUCAGACUAGGACAUUUAGAACAAACUUGUUGUCAGAUCAUCAGAAAGAAGAACACGGAAAUGUCUGCUGUAACUGCGUCACUCGGCUCCACUUUGCUGUUUUUUGGCAUCUUCGUGUUUGUCUCGGCAGACCAGAAAAUCAUCACAGCUGACUCUGGACAGGACGUCACUCUGACAUGUCGAGCUCCAAACAACAACAUCAUCUUAGGUGUAGAGUGGAGCAGAGCUGACCUGAGAGAUGAAUAUGUACUAUUUUACAGAAGUAAGAAAUUUGAUCCAGAUCAACAGCAUCCAUCUUUUAAGAACCGGGUGGAUCUGCAGGACAGACAGAUGAAGGAUGGAGACGUGUCUUUGAUUCUGAUGAAUGUGACGACUAAUGAUAAUGGAAUAUACGAGUGUCGUGUCAAGACAGGAACAAACCGUAGAAAGAGAGCAAUUUUAAGUGGAAACCCCAUCAGCAUCAUCACCCUGAGUGUUGUUGAUCCUCCAGGUCAGACAGGAGGAGACACAGAGGAUGGAGGAGACAAAGAUGGAAGGAAGGAGGAAGGCGAGCAGAAUCUGAAUGAAUCUGUUGGACUGAUCGUCGGUCUGUCAGUUUCUGCUGUUCUUGUUGCUGGUGUUGCUUUUGUGAUCUACAGAAAACAUAAACAACAACAGAAUCAGGAUUCAUACCAGCCUCCAGCUGAACAGCAACCUGUUUGAAAGAUUCUUCCAUGGUGAUACCUUGAAAAGGAACCCAUCAAAGCGAAACGAUAACAUCCAAGUAGAAAACCAGAAGAGUUGCGCGUUUCCAAAGAGAUUUCCUAGGAUGGAUGAUGGUUUGAUAAAUAAGUUGUGCUUGGGCUUAAAUAACGGAGGGGUGAACAUGAGUUUGUUCAAUAUUUUCACUUUGCCUUAAGUAGGACUGAAAAAAAGUGAUUAUAAAACCAGAAAGAACAGAAGUCAAGGAGCACCAAAUCUGUCCAAGUUAGCUGAUCAUGUCAGUGUAACAUGUUACAUUGUUUUAUUCACA